Messenger RNA from Fusarium musae, 1305 nucleotides. Its product is annotated as Subtilisin-like proteinase Spm1. The record is from RefSeq and is a predicted model, not a curated record. The coding region runs from base 1 to 1305 and encodes 434 amino acids. The transcript has 5 exons. Gene Ontology annotation, cellular component: nucleus; cytoplasm. NCBI's taxonomy places the organism in Eukaryota, Fungi, Ascomycota, Sordariomycetes, Hypocreales, Nectriaceae. Gene Ontology annotation, molecular function: protein serine/threonine kinase activity; ATP binding. Gene Ontology annotation, biological process: protein phosphorylation; intracellular signal transduction.
AUGUCGGACCUUCAAGGACGGAAGGUCUUCAAGGUCUUUAACCAGGACUUUAUCGUCGACGAGCGCUACACGGUGACCAAGGAGCUUGGACAGGGAGCCUACGGUAUCGUCUGUGCCGCCGUUAACAACCAAACCAACGAGGGCGUCGCCAUCAAGAAGGUCACCAAUGUCUUCAGCAAGAAGAUUCUCGCCAAGCGCGCUCUGCGCGAGAUAAAGCUGCUUCAGCACUUCCGAGGCCACCGCAACGUGAGUUCCGCCGAGGCGCAACGAGUACCAGGGUCAAAGCAGGGACGCAUCACAUGUUUGUACGACAUGGACAUUCCUCGACCCGAUAACUUCAACGAGACGUAUCUGUACGAGGAGCUGAUGGAGUGUGAUUUGGCUGCCAUCAUCCGAUCUGGCCAGCCUCUUACCGAUGCCCAUUUCCAAUCCUUUAUCUACCAGAUCCUUUGCGGUCUCAAGUACAUUCACUCCGCCAAUGUGCUCCACCGAGAUCUCAAGCCCGGAAACUUGCUCGUCAAUGCCGACUGUGAGCUCAAGAUUUGUGAUUUCGGUCUUGCCCGAGGUUUCUCAGUCGAUCCCGAGGAGAAUGCCGGAUACAUGACCGAGUAUGUUGCUACCCGAUGGUACCGUGCGCCCGAGAUCAUGUUGAGCUUCCAGAGCUACACCAAAGCGAUUGAUGUUUGGUCUGUUGGUUGUAUUCUCGCUGAGUUGCUGGGUGGCCGACCUUUCUUCAAGGGCCGUGACUACGUCGACCAGCUCAAUCAGAUUCUUCACAUUCUUGGAACUCCCAACGAAGAGACCCUCUCUCGCAUUGGCUCACCCCGUGCUCAGGAAUACGUCCGCAACCUCCCUUUCAUGCCCAAGAAGCCAUUCCCUAGCCUGUUCCCUCAGGCUAACCCUGAUGCUCUCGACCUUCUCGACAAGAUGCUCGCCUUCGACCCCUCAUCUCGUAUCAGCGUAGAGCAAGCUCUCGAGCACCCUUACCUCCACAUCUGGCACGAUGCCUCAGACGAGCCCGACUGCCCUACCACAUUCAACUUCGACUUCGAGGUCGUUGAGGAUGUUGGCCAGAUGAGAGGCAUGAUCCUGGACGAGGUGAUGCGAUUCCGACAGACUGUCCGCACUGUUCCUGGCCAAGGUGGCCCUGCCGGUCUCCAGAACCAGCAGGGUGUGCCCGUUCCUCUGCCUCAGAGCAACAGCCAAUGGACAGCGGAGGACCCCCGACCACAGGAGUAUCAGGGCCAUGGAACCACGGGACUCGAGCAGGAUCUCCAGGGAGGACUGGAUGCCUCCAGGAGAUAA